AUUCGAUCAAUGUUUUCAUACCAAUCCUCCUCAACAUGUCUAACAAAUUCCAAGUACAUGUACUCAUCAUCGGUGCUGGGAUAGGUGGCCUAGCAGCAGCCAUUGGAAUCGCACGAGCUGGCUAUCAGGUCACAGUUAUUGAGAAGUCAUCUCAACUAGGAGAGAAAGGUGCCGGAAUCCAAGUUCCUCCCAAUUCAUCGCACAUACUAUCUCGAUGGGGACUUCUCAAAACACUCAGUGCUGAAGCAAUGCAACCUGGAUCGAUCAUCAUUCGAUCUUACCACGAUGACUCCAUCCUUUCAAAACUCAAACUGAAGGGGAGAGACUCCAUUGAGGAGGCCUACGAUUACCCAUGGCUCCAUAUCCAUCGAGAAACAUUACACAAAGCGUUAUCCGACGAAGCAACACAGCAUGGCGUAGUCUUCCGUCUCGGGUCGACCGUCGCAGGCAUUGAUUUCCAGAACUCCACUGUACGGAUCCAAGACCAGAAGAUCAUCUCUGCAGAUAUCAUCAUCGGCGCUGAUGGAGUGAACUCUGUGUGUCGCGAAGCGCUACUGGGACGUCCGGACCCACCUGUACUGACUGGCGAUAUGGUAUACCGAAUCUCCCUCUCAACAACAGAGAUGAAGAAACAUGUAGAGUUAGAAGCGCUUGCCACAAAACCUAAUUUCAAUUACUGGGCAGGACCAGGCGAGCAUGCAGUCGGCUACUUGAUCGAGCACGGAACGCAGUUUAACAUCGUCAUCGCAGCUAAAGACAAUCUUCCCUUUUCUUUCUCUCGCGGAAAAGGCGAUGUGAAUGAGAUGCGAGAACGCUUCGAAGGAUGGAGCAGCACCUUUACGCUGCUGCUAGAACUGGCUAGCGAAUCGACAGUAUGGAGAUUAUGUUGUGGGAGAGAAAUGGAGACAUGGACACAUGGUGGAGGUAGCUUUUCUUUGCUUGGGGAUGCGUGCCAUUCUAUGCUACCUUAUUUAGCACAAGGAGCUGCUCAGGCUGUGGAAGAUGGUGCUGUCCUUGGUGCGCUGUUCUCUAGGUGUGAGAGUAGAGAGGACGUUUUUGAUGUUCUUGGUGUUUAUGAGGAGCUUAGAAUGCCGAGAGCGAAUAUGGUGGCAAGAGUUUCGAGGGAGAAAGUCGGGAUGAGAUGGAGGGAUUCGGGUGAAGGAAGUUUGAAUCCUUGGGCUAAUCUGAAUUUCCAAAAGGAGUUGUUUGGAUACGAUGUUGAAGGUGAGGUGGAUAACACUUGGAAUAGGUACAAGGCUGCAACGGCUGAGAUGAGAAAAUCCAACAGCCAGUGACUUGGAAUAAUUGUUGCCUCCUUGUUCCUUCUCUUCCAUUCACCACUUG
Molecule: messenger RNA, 1344 nt
Organism: Mollisia scopiformis
Lineage: Eukaryota; Fungi; Ascomycota; Leotiomycetes; Helotiales; Mollisiaceae
Product: FAD dependent oxidoreductase
Exons: 3
Coding region: 36-1295 (419 amino acids)
Biological process (GO): secondary metabolite biosynthetic process
Molecular function (GO): FAD binding; monooxygenase activity
Source: RefSeq, a predicted model, not a curated record